This is a messenger RNA of Aspergillus glaucus CBS 516.65, 831 nucleotides long. RefSeq names its product DODA-type extradiol aromatic ring-opening family dioxygenase. Bases 1 to 831 code for a protein of 276 amino acids. Gene Ontology annotation, molecular function: ferrous iron binding; oxidoreductase activity, acting on single donors with incorporation of molecular oxygen; zinc ion binding. The transcript is spliced from 4 exons. The record is from RefSeq and is a predicted model, not a curated record. NCBI's taxonomy places the organism in Eukaryota, Fungi, Ascomycota, Eurotiomycetes, Eurotiales, Aspergillaceae.
AUGCGGACACCGGUUUACUUUCUAAGUCAUGGUGGUCCAAACGUCAUGUACCAAGUCGACCACCCCGCCUACAAAAAGCUCGGCCAGAUAGGCCGCGAGAUCACGACAAAGGUCAAACCUCGCGCUGUGGUGGUCUUCUCGGCGCAUUGGCAGGCGUCUCGGGAUACGAUCCAGGUGAAUACGGCGGAGAUUACGGAUUUGAUUUAUGACUUCUAUGGCUUCCCGAGCCACUAUUAUAAAGAGAAAUAUCCGAAUGUGGGAAGUGCGGAGGUUUCGAAGAAGGUGCUUGAUGCGCUUGGUGCGGCGGGGAUUAAGGCCGAGGGGGUAAAGAGGGGGUUGGAUCAUGGUGUUUGGGCGAGUUUUAAGUGUGCAUUCGAACCCGAUAAGAACCCGUUGAAUGUCCCCAUUGUGCAAGUCUCGCUCUUCAAGACUGAGGACCCAGUUCAGCACUACCGUCUCGGGCAGGCAGUCUCACACCUUCGGGACGAUGACGUCCUCAUCAUCGCGUCUGGUAUGGCAGUUCACAACCUGCGCGAUAUGAUGUACAGCUUUGGGGACCCCAGACCGCUUCCAUAUACCGCUAGCUUCGACGAAGCGCUCAAAAACGCAGUAACCACCGCCCCUGAAGACCGCGAGAAAGCCAUGUCGGAGUUGUUGAAGCGGCCUGAUGCGAGACAGGCCCAUCCGUACUUUGACCAUCUGCUUCCGAUUCACAUCGGAGCUGGAGCUGCGGGUGAGGAUCGCGCAAAGAGAUUAUGGACCCUGGGAGAGGGGAGUCUGAGCUGGGCGCAGUAUAGAUUCGGGGAGGUUGCCAACAGCAGCAGUUUGUAG